GCUUUGGGGUCCAUGGGGACUAAGAAAAGCGCUAUACAAAUACAGGCCAUUUACCAUUGUUAAAGUGUCCUACCAUAGCUGUGUCGUCCGCAAACUUGAUGAAAAAGUGGGGGGCUCAAAAUAAACCCUUGGGGAGCUCCCUUAUUCAGUGUUCUUGUGCUGAAAGUGUUGCCACGAGAUAACAGCAGCUUUUCCAUCCUGGGCUCCUCCAUACAUACAGAAUCUACAUUCACAAACAAAAACCACAAAAGUUAUAAGAAAACACAAAGAUCAUAUUUUAUCAGCACACAUUGAAACAACAAUAUCAUCAGUUGGACUCCCCAUUUUUCAUGAAAUGAAAGAUUUUCUCCAGCGAUCAACAUUUCUUCAAUUAUGUUAUUUUCAUUCCAAUUCUCAUUGUAGCACGUCAUUGUAAUGUGAAACUAUCAACAGAAUGUGGUGGCAACACACCUAGAACUUGUUUGUUGACUCUUUGAUUACACUAAUGGGGUUUCAGUUUGUUCAAUUUCACUCACUGCCUCUGUUUGUAUCUCUGUCACUGCAGGACCAACAUGGAUCGAGAAGUCCGCGCUCUCAGGAGGCCGACAAACCUCACAGAAGAACGGGAGAGAAAAAAUACAGCUGUGAUGAGUGUGGGAAGGAUUUUACUGGGGCUGGACACUUAAAAACACACCAACGCAUUCAUAGUGGAGUUAGACCGUACAUCUGCGACUUAUGUGGAAAGUCUUUUACUCAGGCUGGAAGUUUAAAAACACACAAACUCCUCCACAGUGGAAUUAAAGCAUACAGCUGUGAGCUGUGUGGAAAGUCUUUUACCCAACCUCAAGGCUUAAAAUCACAUCAGCUCAUCCACAGUGGAAUUAAAGCAUAUAGCUGUGAGCUGUGUGGAAAGUCUUAUAAGACUGUUGGACACUUAAACAGACACCAACUGAUCCACAGUGGAUUUAAACCGUACAACUGUGAUCAGUGUGGCAAAACUUUUGCUCGCAGUAAGAACUUACAACUUCAUCAAGUUACCCACACUGGAAUUAAGGCAUACAGCUGCAACAUUUGUGGAAAAACCUUUAGGUGGCUACUCAGCCGAAAUAAUCACCUACGCAUUCACACCAAAAAUGAUGUUUACUGCUGUGAUCAGUGUGGCAAAGUGUUUGUGGCAUACAAAGAAUUAAAGCAGCACAUGUUUACCCACACUAAGGAGAGACCUUAUAAAUGUGACCUGUGUGAUAAGGCUUUUAAAGAGCCACGUUCCCUGAAAGCACACCAACAGAUCCACACCAGAAAGAAACUCUACAAGUGCAGUUACUGUGAGAAGCAGAGUGACGCAGGUGGAUCCAGUUCUCAACCCUGCCGUCACUGUGGUUGUGGGAAAGAGUUUCGCUGUGACCUUUGUGGAAAAUCUUUCAGUCAGCUGUGGUGCCUAACAUUACAUCAACGUAGACACACUGGAGAUAAAAUGAACUACUGCAAAGAAUGUGGUAGAGGCUUCCCCACACCAAGUACAUUAAAAAUACAUGAGCUUACCCACAGUGGGGUUAAAAAGCACAUCUGUGAUCAGUGUGGGUCAUCCUUCACCACUGCAGGUCAUCUCAAACAGCAUAAACGCGUGCACACAGGAGAGAAACCAUACAGGUGUAGACACUGUGACAGAAGCUUCUCACAAUCAAGUAAUCGUAACCUUCAUGAACGUAGACACAUGGAAGAGAACAUCAGCUGUGACCAGUGUGACAAGACCUUCAAGAGUCUCAGUUCAUACUCCGAACACAAACAAUCCCACACUGUAAAUACAGUUUUACAGUUACCAAUGUGCAAUAACAUUUACUUCAUUAUUUGCUCUGUGCAAACAUCAACAUCAAGCAGACCCGAAAUCACUGGAUCACAAUGAAUCUGAAGAGACAGAAAGAUCCUCUUCUGGUUUCAGGAUCAGACUUCAGGCUCCACAGAGUUCAGCUGGACUCUCCUAUAAAAAGUGUGUCAGCUGAUGUCACACUUGGAUCUGAUGAGGUAGCUCUGAUUUCUGGAUUUACAGCGAAUAAUCCUGAAUGGUUCAGGAUAGUAUAGUAUUCAGGAAGAUAGUAUAGUUAUCUACAUCAAAUUCUUGUUUUUCUUUGGUUACCUUUGAUAUUCCAUUUCAAAAUGAAUGUAUUUUUUCAUGUAUUUAGUUUUACUUUAGUGUAUUUCCUGUCCAGUUGAUCCACAUGUUCUGCAGCUGUUUUCUGUUUGUCAUUUGUGUUGUGAAAUCCUGAUACUACUAAAGAUUUGUUUAUAUUUGAUUGACUCUAAAGUUUGUUUUAUUAAACACUUAUUAAAUAGUUUGGUGUGAAAACCCCCCCAAAAUAAAAUAAAAUAAAACUAAAUAAAGAAAUUGUCUCACAA
Messenger RNA from Oreochromis niloticus (Nile tilapia), 2373 nucleotides. RefSeq names its product zinc finger protein 91-like. NCBI's taxonomy places the organism in Eukaryota, Metazoa, Chordata, Actinopteri, Cichliformes, Cichlidae. The coding region runs from base 485 to 1882 and encodes 465 amino acids. Gene Ontology annotation, biological process: regulation of DNA-templated transcription. Gene Ontology annotation, molecular function: RNA polymerase II cis-regulatory region sequence-specific DNA binding; DNA-binding transcription factor activity, RNA polymerase II-specific. The transcript is spliced from 2 exons. The record is from RefSeq and is a predicted model, not a curated record.